Messenger RNA from Sarcophilus harrisii (Tasmanian devil), 1288 nucleotides. RefSeq names its product translation initiation factor IF-2-like. The record is from RefSeq and is a predicted model, not a curated record. NCBI's taxonomy places the organism in Eukaryota, Metazoa, Chordata, Mammalia, Dasyuromorphia, Dasyuridae.
CUCUCCCCAAGACCCUCCCUCUUCGGGUAGGAGGCUGGUUUCGUACUAAGGGUCUCGGACCAGAUUGUUGUGAAAGGUCAGAGAUGCCCAGGGUCCCUCAGGCCCCGUGGCUUCCAGGACCAGGGCCCUUAGGGCAAGGCAGCAGUAUGGCAAAGAGCAAACGACAGCCCUGAUCCUCGGCAAGCCUUCGCCUUUGCCCGUCUGCGCCCCGCCCUGCUGAAAGUAGUUUCCUGGCACAACCCAACCUGGGACAAGGAAGGGGCGGUGGACCCGAGAUGGCUGUCGUUGGUAACCCCCGCCUGAAUCACAGCCCAGGAGACUGGCCAGAAGCCAGCUCCAGUCUGGGCCAGGCUGGGCAGGUACAGCUGCGCUGGGCGCCUGACCGGCGGGGAGCCUGUGUGUGCCCUACGGCUGUUGGGGAAGCCUGCCGAACCUGGGGGCCCCGCCUCCCAGCGCAUCCGGCCCCUGCCCCCGGGCAGGUGCAUCCUCUCCGGGCGCCGCUUCCUGCCUGUGGCCUGAGUGAUGUUGAGCCGAGCUCCGCGUCGUCGGGUCCCAGGGUAAAGCGUGGGGUGAGAAAAGGCAGAAGGGAUCCCCACAGUCUCGAGUUAGGCCCGGGGCAGGCGCAAGGCCUCGAAACUCCUGGGCGGGGAGGCAAAGUCCGCCCGUGUCCCUCCCCCGUCCCCCAGGCAGCUUCGGUCAACAGUCCCCGGCUCGCUUAUCUCCCGCCGCCGCUGUUUGCCUUCGGGGAGGCCCUCGGCAAGGCUGGGGGAUGGUAAGAGAUUGGGGAGGGCAGCCUAGCUCCCAAGGCCCGGGACCAUAACCGGCCUUUCUGUGCCCCACCCAGGACCCCCUCCCCACCACAAAUGCGGGUCUCUGGCUUCUUCACGACCCACGCCUCCCCAGGGUGAUAUCCUCGAGUGCAGGUAGGAAGGGAGCAGGAGAGGGGGGAGGGGGAACAGCGCGUGGCUGCCCCCGCGAGACCCUCCUCACACCUCGAGCACCCACUGGCUGCGCCCCCGCCAGCCUCUCAGCUGCCGGGUUUGAGUGGCACGGCGCCGCCCCCGAACUGCUGCUACUGCUUUUAGAGUGGGGGGGGAUGGGAAUAAAUGAGUCGCGACUGAGGCCUGGGGGGGAAGAACACCUAAGGAGCCCCCUCACCCCCUUGGCGGUCCUGUAGUCCGCUCAGCACGUCUUCCACCUGCGCGCCCCCAGCUUCCUACGGGGACUAGGCGGCACGAAGCCUUGCCACGUUUUUGGCCCUACCUCAGUCCCCAGAACAACCUGUCUU